AUGCAAGAAAAUGUGGCUAUCUUCAGAAAGAAUCUUGCUUUGGCUCAAGAGAGGCAAAAGAAGUAUAAAACAAAGGAACUGCACUUUGAAGUAAGAGACAAGGUAUUCCCAAGGGUGGCUCCGAAGAAGGGAGUGAUGAAAUUUGGAAAUAAGGGCAAGUUAACUCCAGGGUAUAUCGGCCCAUUUGAGAUUCUAGAGAGGAUUGGAGUAGUAGCUUAUCGGCUUAUACUACCUCCACAGUUUUCAGCCAUGCAUGAUGUUUUCCACAUCUCAAUGCUUCAGAAAUACUUGCGUAACCCUACCCAUGUGCUGGAUUAUGCGCCUCUCCAUGUGCACGAAGAUUUCUCAUAUAAGGAAGCACUAGUUCGAAUCCUGGAUAGAAAGGUCCAAGUACUUCACAACAAAACUCGUGGAACCACCAUACUAAACAAGAGGCAACUUGGGAGCAUGAGGACGACAUGA
Molecule: messenger RNA, 462 nt
Organism: Carya illinoinensis
Lineage: Eukaryota; Viridiplantae; Streptophyta; Magnoliopsida; Fagales; Juglandaceae
Exons: 1
Coding region: 1-462 (153 amino acids)
Source: RefSeq, a predicted model, not a curated record